AUGAUGAUGGCAAUGCGGCUCGCGCUCGCCGCGGCAUUAACACAUGCGACGGCGCUCAACGCGAGCCUGCCGCAGUUCGACAACACGUGCUGGGACGACGAUCCAUUGACGCCCUGUCCCACGCCGAAGGCGGCGAACGACCGCUACGCGAGUCUCGCGAUGCCGGGCGGCCACCAACCCCCUGCAUCGAUCUUCGACCCGGCCUGUGCGGAAUCCGAGCGGAAGUACGAUCGAGCGUUGCAGCUGCGGUCGAACGCUUCGAGAUGCUUCGAGGCGCUGCGGAAGCGCAAAGCAAUAGAUGAUGCCGAAGCGCGUCAAAUCACAUGCGACAAGACGGCCUUUCUAGCACACACGUGGUGGGACGGUCCUAUGGUGCGGGUCGUGGCUUUAUUCUUGCGGAGUUUUCGGGCGACCCAGAACCCGACCUGCGCGAAAUUGGUGGUCUGGACCCCUACUCAGGGUUCGGAAAGAGCCAACGAGAGAGGUAGGGCAUUAGUAGAAGAAGUAGAGAAGAUGGACGGCGCGCCCGUCGUCUUCCAGGUCCUACAAACCAAAGAGUUAGCCCACGGCACGCCCUUUGAAGAUUAUGUCAAUAGAGCCAUUUUGCCCCACGACUGGUCGACCGAUAGACCGGGGGACAAAAAAGAAGGCACCAGACACUUCAGUGACUUCUUCCAGUUGUUCAUCUUGUACUUGUACGGCGGGGUUUAUUUCGACGCGGACCAAGUGCUGCUGAGGGACAUGUGGCCGCUGUACGGCAUGCAUUUUGUUUAUCAAUGGUCUUUUGAUCAAUCUAAGUUCAACAACGCGGUCCAAGGGUUGAGGAAGCGGCACGGCAUGAAGAUUGUGCAACACGGGGGCAAGUUGCAAGGCAAAGGGUGCUGCAAGGGCUGGGGCAACGCGAUCUGGUCCGCGAAGAUCAUGCGUAUGAGCGGGACGGCGACGUAUGCGCUACCUUGUUCUUCUUGGGACCCCUUCUGGCUGAGGAUGGAUGGACAUCAUACCGGAGAAAUGACAAGACCCUCCAUAAAGUGGCCCGAGCCCCCGAACAGAAACUGGCUGUUCCAGUCGAUGCAUGCGCAGUACGGCGACUGGUACGAGGGAGCUUUCGGCAUCCACUGGCACGGCGGCGCCGGCGGGCCGCAUGGCGGCGGCGACGCGCAAAGCAUCUGGGAGCCUCAUGUGAAACCUGGAAGCUACUUCGACUACUGGGAGAAGCUGUACGCGAAGCCCGUGGGGGCUCCGGCGGCGCCGGCGGCGGCCGUGCGGGCGCGGCGUCGAAUGUGAGCGUCGGCCGCCGCGCCAUCGACGCGAGGUGCCUUCCCGCGUCCGUAUCCGCGCGCGACACGGGGACCCAUCGGGAAGAUAGGGACAAGGUCGCGCUCGUCUCGCUCGCCACGUCGGUCCACGAGGGGUCGUCCGCGCCGCGCCGCGACCCGGCCGCGCCCUCGCAGGCCCCGACACGAGCGCCGGACCUGACGAUCGUCUCCGCGGCGAACGACCGAUACAGAGCAAGGGAUUUGGCGGUGCUCGUGCAGAUGCGGGAACGCGCGACGAAGGAGGGCCUGAACGUCCGGAUCGUAUCAUACAAUCUCGGUGGCGAGAGUAAAUGUGGAGACGGGUCCCUUCCCAGUAUUUGGGCGAGGUUCGGGAUCGAGUAUCGCGAGUUCAAUUUUGACAGAUAUCCUAGUCAUGUCGCGAACUUACAUUGCUACGCCUGGAAGCCGCCCAUCAUCGAUGAGGUGCUCCAGGAGAGUUCUGAGAACACCGUGGUGAUGUGGGUUGACAGCGGUGCGACCGUCGUGAUGAGUCUGACAAAAAUUAUUGCACUGACGAAAAAGAAUGGGGGCUUUUUGAGUGACGAGACGGCCAAGGGUUUGGCGCGCUUUAGUCAUGAGAAGCAGCUGGACUAUGGCGUCGCGAGGUGGGGCCUCUCCGACGCUUUCGCGGCGAAGGUCAAGGAACUUAGGGAACAGGGCGAAGGUUAUUUAGAUAACAACGACCGCCUCGGCGAGCCGUUCUCGAAAUUCCGGAACUGCAAUGGUGCGUUCAGCGCCCACAUGAAAGGGUCAAGGCGAUAUGACUCAAUAACGAAGCCCUGGGUCGCCUGUUCGCUCGAUCGGGCCUGCGUCUGCCCCCAAGGCUCACAUAGGGGCAACGCGCGCCAGGACCAGUCGGCGCUGACGUUGUUGGCCGUGCGAGACGACUACGUGUGCGGCUCGGACGGCAAGACCGUCGCGGCGCACGGCCUGCGCGACGUCCGCGGCGUGCUCAACGCGAAUGGUGUUCAAUGGACGGCGCGGAAGGAGAGUCAGCUGUUCUGUCCCAGUCCCGAGUAGGUUAUUCUUGUAUUCU
Molecule: messenger RNA, 2355 nt
Organism: Pelagomonas calceolata
Lineage: Eukaryota; Pelagophyceae; Pelagomonadales; Pelagomonadaceae
Source: the annotation of a GenBank genome assembly